GAUUUUCUAUCCAGAAAGGAAGAAAUGCUCUUAAAAUUUAUUAAAGAAAUAAUUUUCUUUUUUUUGACUGUGGUUGGCAUGGGGGGAAACAGUUCUGUUUCUGUGAUUUAUAUGUUCGGUUGGUGGAGAGGGCCUGAGAAGAAACCCAUCCACCUUAUUCUCAUCCACUUGGCUUUUACAAACAUCAUAAUCCUUCUUGCAAAAGGAUUGCCAAAGACAAUGGUAGCUUUUGGUUUGAAAAACUUCCUAGGUGACAGAGGAUGUAAGAUUUUCAUCUACCUGCAGAGGGUGGCCCGUGGGGUCUCCAUUUGCACCAGCAGUCUCCUCACUGUGGUCCAGGCCAUCAUCAUCAGUCCCAGAGCAUGUGGAUGGAGGAGGCUCAGACCACAGUCUGCAUGGCACAUCCUUCCAUUCUUUUCAUUCUUUUGGAUACUCAAUGCUUUAUUAAGUGUGCGCCUAAUCCAUCCGGUCACAAGUAGAAUCCUGAAUAUAUCACAGUUUACGAGUGAAAACAACUAUUGCUCUGUUAUGCUAGAAAGUCAGAAAAUAAAGUGGUUUGUUCCCCCUCUCAUGGUCCUGAGAGAUGCUGUGUUUCAGGGAGCCAUGGGAGGCGCCAGUGUCUACAUGGUACUUCUUCUCCACAAGCACCACCAGCAUGUCCUCCACCUCCAGAACUCCAAGCUUCUCUACAGAACUCCCCCUGAGCUGAGAGCUGCUCAGAGUGUCCUCCUUCUGAUGCUCUGUUUUGUUUUCUUCUAUUGGACUGACUGUGCUGUUUCUCUAUUUUUAAGUGUCUCUUUAGUGGAUUAUUCGUGGAUGAUAAAUAUUCAAGAAUUUCUGGCACUGGGUUAUGCAACUUUUAGCCCUCUUGUGCUUAUUCAUAGGGAUCGACUUUGCCUGAUUGCUGGCAUGCUCAGUGGGAGAAACUGA
Molecule: messenger RNA, 930 nt
Organism: Alexandromys fortis (reed vole)
Lineage: Eukaryota; Metazoa; Chordata; Mammalia; Rodentia; Cricetidae
Product: vomeronasal type-1 receptor 4-like
Biological process (GO): G protein-coupled receptor signaling pathway
Cellular component (GO): membrane
Molecular function (GO): pheromone receptor activity
Source: RefSeq, a predicted model, not a curated record